Molecule: messenger RNA, 363 nt
Organism: Diabrotica balteata
Lineage: Eukaryota; Metazoa; Arthropoda; Insecta; Coleoptera; Chrysomelidae
Source: the annotation of a GenBank genome assembly
GCGAUAAUCACAGUCGACAACCACAUAGAAAAAGAGGUCUCAGCAAGGAUAGCUGCGGGAAAUAGAGCAUUAUACUCUUCUUCAAUAUUAUUAAGAUCGAAGCUGCUAAAAAUUAAAUCUAAAUUAACAUUGUACAAGUCGAUUAUUCGCUCAAUGAUUACAUAUGGCAGUAAAACAUGGACUCUUAACCAGCGGGAAAUCAAUAAGCUUUUAGUAUUUGAAAGAAAGGUUCUCAGAAUAAUAUUUGGUGCCCAAAGAGAUGAAUUCACAGAGAAUUGGAGAAGACGUCGCAAUGCUGAAUUGGUGACUCUGUAUGGAACUGAAAACAUAGUUAGACAUAUCAAGGCAAACCGAAUAAGAUGG